Messenger RNA from Knipowitschia caucasica, 1314 nucleotides. Lineage: Eukaryota; Metazoa; Chordata; Actinopteri; Gobiiformes; Gobiidae. The record is from the annotation of a GenBank genome assembly.
AUGUUGUUUUUCCCUUUUAUUGCAAAUGAAGAUACUAGAACUGGUUUCUGUGGCCCAGAAAAGCCAUUCCCCGUGCAGCCUGCAGAGUGCUUAAGCAUAAAUGGUGUGGGCUCAGUCAAGUCAAAUAUUACACCAUUUGGAGCGGAUCAGGUCAAAGACCGAGGCCCAGAAGCUACACGCAGAUUCUUUAACUGGUUUUAUUGGUGCAUAAACCUGGGAGCCAUUCUGUCUCUGGGAUGCGUGGCCUACAUACAGCAGAACCUGAGCUUUGAGGCUGGAUACAUUAUUCCCACAGUGUGUUUGGGAAUUUCUUUUAUCGUUUUCCUAUUUGGCCGUACUGUGUUUAUCACCAAACCUGCUGAUGGGAGUGCCUUCUCAAAUAUGUUCAAGAUACUGGGCUUUGCCUGCUGUUCUCAAAAGCCUAAAGAGACAAACCUGCUUCGUAACAAGCCUUCAUUACUGGACAGUGCCAAAGUGAGUUAUGGAGGGAAAUUUCCUGAGGAAAAAGUUGAAGAAGUCAAAGCGCUGAUGAAAAUUCUUCCAGUUUUCUUUGCUCUCAUCCCAUACUGGACAGUAUACUUCCAGAUGCAGACCACUUACAUCCUGCAGAGCCUCCAUCUCAGGAUUCCUUAUAUUUCUUCUCCCAACAACACUGCAGACUCAAAUAAGAUCCUAUUCCGCUUCCCUGCGGCCUGGCUCACCAUGUUUGAUGCAGUGCUGAUCCUGCUGUUGAUCCCUCUGAAGGACAGAGUGGUGGACCCCAUACUGAAGCGCAGAGGCCUCCUGCCCUCCUCGCUCAAGAGGAUCGCUGUGGGAAUGUUCUUUGUCAUGUGGUCUGCUGUGGCGGCUGGAAUUUUGGAAACCAAGCGACUGGAUAUUGUCAAGACAAAUGGCACCAUUGAUCAGGAGUUUGGAGAUGUGACUUACUUUGCUGCAUAUUUGCCGAUAUGGUGGCAAGUGCCCCAAUAUGUCCUCAUUGGGAUCAGCGAAGUCUUUGCAAGUAUUGCAGGCUUGGAGUUUGCCUACUCUGCUGCCCCCAAGUCCAUGCAGAGUGCCAUCAUGGGGCUGUUCUUCUUCUUCUCUGGGAUCGGCUCAUUUGUGGGUUCUGGGCUUCUGGCCAUUGUCUCCCUGCCACAGAUUGGAUGGAUGUCAUCACACAAAGACUUUGGUAAUAUUAACGACUGUUCCCUCCACUACUACUUCUUCCUGCUGGCGGGGAUCCAGGGCCUGACUCUGUUGGUUUUUCUUAUCAUUUCGGUCAAAUACGAACGGCACAGAAGCCGCGGCGGGAGCAGACCACACAUUCUGUCAUGA